AUGGCUCCUAAAAUAUCUCUUAUCAUAUCGCCAUCUUUAUUUAUUCCAGAACCAAUUACACUUCCUUAUGAAUAUUGCUCACUUACUUUAGAAACACCUAAACCUUUAGAAGAGGUAUUUGAAUGUAUAUCGGAUAUUAAAACAUCAUCUUUAAAUCAUUACGAACAUUUAAAUAAGAAAUUUUUAAUAUGGUCAGAACGUCUCAAACAGUGGGAAGCAUCUGCAGAAGCAAGAUAUUUAUACGAAAUUAGGAAAAUAGCACCGGGCUAUUUAGAUACAAAUGAGCGUUUGUUGCAGCCUACAUUAACUAAACCAUCAUCUACACCAUAG
Pneumocystis murina B123 is the source of this 330-nucleotide messenger RNA. RefSeq lists its product as hypothetical. The record is from RefSeq and is a predicted model, not a curated record. The transcript is spliced from 2 exons. NCBI's taxonomy places the organism in Eukaryota, Fungi, Ascomycota, Pneumocystomycetes, Pneumocystales, Pneumocystaceae. Bases 1 to 330 code for a protein of 109 amino acids.